Papilio machaon (common yellow swallowtail) is the source of this 1510-nucleotide messenger RNA. Its product is annotated as nucleolar protein 56. Gene Ontology annotation, molecular function: snoRNA binding. The transcript is spliced from 9 exons. Gene Ontology annotation, cellular component: small-subunit processome; box C/D methylation guide snoRNP complex. The record is from RefSeq and is a predicted model, not a curated record. Bases 51 to 1259 code for a protein of 402 amino acids. Lineage: Eukaryota; Metazoa; Arthropoda; Insecta; Lepidoptera; Papilionidae.
UGUUUUGUCCCCCUUAUAAUUUUAAAUGUUAUUUACAAAUUGCAGUUAAAAUGAGUAAGCUAUACGUGUUAUAUGAACACAGCGCGGGAUUCGCGCUUUUUCGCGUGGCGGAGUUUGAAGAAUUAGCAGCAUUUCUGUCGCAGGUUGAAGAGUCUGUGACUGAUUUACAAAGAUUCAAUUCAGUUGUUACAUUAAUCGCAUUCCAACCAUUCAAAUCUGCUGUCGUUGCAUUGGAAAAUAUAAAUGCUAUAUCAGAAGGUAUAGUACCAGAGGAUCUAAACUUAUUCCUGGAGGGAGCGCUGCCAAAGCGGAAGAAGAGAGGAAAAUGUACCUUAGGUGUAGCAGACCCCAAGCUGGGAGCUGCCAUCAGCGAGGCUUUGGAGAUACCAUGCUCACACACCGGUGCUGUGCCCGAACUCAUCAGAGGUAUCUGUCAUCACUUCCAUGCUCUUAUCAAAGGGUUGACACUGAAGGCGUGUAGUGUAGCGCAGCUUGGUCUAGGUCAUUCAUACUCUCGUGCUCGAGUCAAGUUCAAUGUGCACCGUGUUGAUAAUAUGAUCAUACAAUCUAUUGCAUUAUUGGAUCAACUUGAUAAAGAUAUUAAUACAUUUUCUAUGAGAAUCAGAGAAUGGUACUCAUAUCAUUUUCCGGAGCUUGUCAGUAUUGUACCUGAGAAUCAUUUGUACACGAAAUGUGCGGAGUACAUCAAAGACAGGAAGUCACUCUCUGAGGAGUCAGUUGAGCCUUUGACAGAGAUAUUGGGAGACUCGGAGAAGGCUCAAGCUAUAAUUGAUGCAUCCAAAAUGUCAAUGGGCAUGGAUAUAUCUCCGGUUGAUUUGAUUAAUAUACAAAUGUUUGCUGGUAGAGUUGUUGCUCUUAGUAACUACAGGAAACAAAUAGCAGAAUAUCUGCACACAAAGAUGAACUCGGUAGCUCCAAACUUGACCACACUGAUUGGAGAUCAGGUGGGUGCGAGACUGAUCUCCAAAGCGGGCUCCCUCACCAGCCUUGCCAAGUACCCUGCUUCCACAUUGCAGAUACUCGGUGCGGAGAAAGCAUUGUUCCGUGCAUUAAAGACUCGUUCAAAUACACCAAAGUAUGGUCUUCUGUACCAUUCUACGUUCAUCGGACGAGCUGGACUGAAGAAUAAAGGUCGGAUCAGUCGCUACCUUGCCAACAAGUGCUCCAUUGCUUCCAGGAUUGACUGCUUCUCCGCUUCUCUCCUGUGCAAUAAACUGUGCAUGUCUCGCUCUUCUUAAUUCUGGAUUAGCUAUGAGAUAUGUGUUUGCGGCUGUCUCCUGCGCUGUAGAUGAGACAGGCAAUGUAAUACUGGAGCCUACGUACCAGGAAGUCAUGAAUGCAAAGGCAAUAUUAAACUUUGUCUUUGAUAGUCGGAAUAAGAAUUUGAUUACGGGCUUCUCGGAGGGAAUAUUUAGUGAGGCGGCGUACGAUGAGGCGCUAGAGAUGUCGCGCGCGGCAAGUGACCUCGUGUUCUUAUUCUACAGGGACA